Molecule: messenger RNA, 440 nt
Organism: Protomyces lactucae-debilis
Lineage: Eukaryota; Fungi; Ascomycota; Taphrinomycetes; Taphrinales; Protomycetaceae
Exons: 2
Coding region: 1-435 (144 amino acids)
Biological process (GO): regulation of DNA-templated transcription
Molecular function (GO): DNA-binding transcription factor activity, RNA polymerase II-specific; zinc ion binding
Source: RefSeq, a predicted model, not a curated record
AUGCAGCGCAACGAAGGCCGUAUCGUAUCACUCACGGCGCCCAAGAAGUCACGCACUCGCACUGGAUGCGCGCGAUGCAAGCAGCUUCAUCAUAAAUGCACGGAAGAACGACCGCGCUGUAUGCGCUGCGUCAAGUUCAACAGUUCCUGUGUGUAUGCUGAGCCACUUCGCAGUAAAGACGGCCAUCACAUCAACAACGUACGGCAAUCGACUGCAUCGGCGAGAGCGAGACAGUCAAAGCAAUGCAACAUGCACUCGACAAGCAGCGAGGGCUCACCAAACUCGAGCGGCUCGUCACCUCCCAUUGAAGUGGUUCUCUACAGCCCAAGCGAUACGAGACAACGCGAUUCGAUGGGCAUCUUUUUACAUCAAUUCGCCAACAUGGCUGAAUAUAUGAAUAGUGAGUUCAUCCGUUCAACAAGAGUCAUAUGCUAAUGACA